AAGGAUCUGGUGAUCAAGCAGACGCUCGGCGAGGGGUCCUUCGGCCGCGUGAAGAUGGUCGUGCACCGGCCCGCGCCGACCGCGGGCGCGCCCGAGCCGGAGAGCCGGUCCUACGCGCUCAAGAUGCUGAGCAAGCAGGGCAUGGCGAACAAGAAGCAGGUCAAGGCCAUCCUGGCCGAGCUGCGCGUGCUGCUCCUCAUCAACCACCCCUUCCUCCUGCACCUGCACGGCACGUACCAGAGCCGCGACCUCUGCUACUUCCUCUUCGACUGCAUCCAGGGCGGCGAGCUCUUCAAGCGGCUGGCGUCGUCGGACGACUGCACGAUCCCCUUCAAGGACGCCCAGUUCUACGCGUCGCACCUCGUCGAGGCGCUCGUCUACCUCCAGUCGAAGCGCGUCGUCUACCGCGACCUCAAGCCGGAGAACAUCCUCAUCGACGCGCGGGGCUACGCCCGGGUCGUCGACUUCGGGUUCGCCAAGGUCAUGCAGGACGACGACUCGCUGGCCUACACGCUCUGCGGCACGCCCGAGUACCUGAGCCCGGAGUGCGUCCUGGGCACGGGCUACCGCUUCGAGAUCGACCUCUGGGCCUUCGGCAUCAUCGUCUACGAGAUGCUCGUGGGCUACACGCCCUUCUCCAACGACGACGACGAGGUCGACGACAUGAUGGCCAUCUUCAAGCGCAUCACGAAGGCGACGAUCGAGUUCCCCGACGCGCUCGAUGACCGCACCGUCGACUUCGUGACCGCGAUCCUCGCGCGCGAGCAGCAGAAGCGGCUCGGCAACUCGCUCGAGGGCCUCUCGGAGGUCCGCGACCACCACUUCUUCACGGGCGACAUCGACUUCCCGGCCAUCCUCGCCAUGAAGGCGCCCGCGCCGUGGACGCCGAAGAUCCGCGGCAUCGACGACACGUCCAACUUCGACGACUACGACGAC
Aureococcus anophagefferens is the source of this 936-nucleotide messenger RNA. RefSeq lists its product as hypothetical. The annotation marks the transcript as partial. Gene Ontology annotation, cellular component: cAMP-dependent protein kinase complex. Gene Ontology annotation, molecular function: cAMP-dependent protein kinase activity; ATP binding. Gene Ontology annotation, biological process: peptidyl-serine phosphorylation; signal transduction. The transcript has a single exon. NCBI's taxonomy places the organism in Eukaryota, Pelagophyceae, Pelagomonadales, Pelagomonadaceae. The record is from RefSeq and is a predicted model, not a curated record.